Messenger RNA from Caenorhabditis remanei, 942 nucleotides. RefSeq lists its product as uncharacterized. NCBI's taxonomy places the organism in Eukaryota, Metazoa, Nematoda, Chromadorea, Rhabditida, Rhabditidae. The coding region runs from base 1 to 942 and encodes 313 amino acids. The record is from RefSeq and is a predicted model, not a curated record. The transcript is spliced from 5 exons.
AUGACAUCCCCAAUACCAGACCCUCUCAUCUUCAACUGCUCCGUCAUGCUGCAACUCGCCAACUCCCAUUUCCUCCAGUCGGUUCUCUACUUCAACCUAUUCUGCUCUGCCGUCGCAGUCUUCUGUCUUAUUCACACGUGGCUCUCAAUCUGUCGCUAUAAAUUGAUGCAUUUCAAUCUGAAACUCCUUAUGAAGAUCCAUUGCGCCGCACUGCUCAUCCACUGCGUCCCUCGACUCUUCCUUCAUUUAUUCGACCUCUACGCCUACUUUUUCGCGUCGAAUUGUUAUGAAAUGCAGCCGGGAUCUCUUCGUUGUUUCAUUUUGAGAUUUCCUUACAUGUUUGGACUUAUUUUAAGUAGCACCACCACUAUUUUCCUUAUGAUUGAACGGGGAUUCGCUACCUGUUACAGCCAGAAUUAUGAGCAUGGCUAUAAGCCGACUGGAAUUGUUAUAGGCUGUUGUCAGAUUUUUUGCUCCUUGAUACUUAUGGCAUCGGUAUUCCAUGAAUAUGACUUCAACGCCCCACAUUAUUAUUGUUCGCGAAUCCGUGAGCGUUCGGUCACCGCGACCCUCUCCAACCGGUACCAGCUGGAAGCCAACAUGCGGAACAUCCGUCUCCUCCAAUCUUUUACCCUAUGCGACCUAUUCUUCGUCUUUACCUGCUUCACCCUUUCCGCACCCGUUCAUUAUUACAGUUCAGAGAUGGAGAGGGCCACUUAUCAUGGGCUGGUGGAAGUCGUCAACUUCGUCCCACUCUACUCCGUGGUAAUGCCGCUCUACCUCUGGGUAUUCCGCAAAAAGCACCGCGACAUCGUGACCAACACCCUGCAGGCGUCUCUCACCACCUCAUCCGACCACUAUUUCAACGUGUUGAAUCAACAAUUGAGUGUACGCGAAGAGGGAGAAAAGAAACGGAUACGAAACAAAUUGAGAAAAAAGUGA